UUAUUAUCAAGUGAAUUUUAAAGAAAAAUCAAUCAAGAAAAGUUAAUUAAAUAUGUUGUGAAAAAGAAAUAUACAUAAAUAUUAUAUAUACAAACAUUUUUUAAAUUGUGUAAAACUUUUUGAUAUGAGUCAAAACUAAAAUAAGUGUAUGUGAAUGUUAUAUUUUGAAAAAUAAAACAUAAAAAAAAAUAAAAAUAAAACCAAGGUCAUACUAAAAAAUGGAAACACAUAAAUUGCCAUUAUUUGGAUCUCAAUUGAUUGAUUUAAACUCCAAAACUCCAUAUUCUGAUGCAACUCAGACAAAAAAGCACAAUCCAGGACACAUAAAACGACCAAUGAAUCCGUUUAUGGUUUGGUCACAAAUCGAACGCCGUAAAAUUUGUGAAGUAACUCCUGAUAUGCAUAAUGCUGUGAUCUCAAAAAGCUUAGGUGUACGAUGGAAAUCUUUGUCGGAAGAACAAAAACAACCAUUUGUCGAAGAAGCAGAACGACUUCGAAAACUUCAUUCACAAGAAUACCCUGAUUACAAAUAUAGACCUAAAAAGAAACAAUCUGUUGUUCCAAAACCAUUGUCUACAAGCAAAUCAGAAUCACCGAGUAGUCCACCGCGUAAUCAUCGAAAACGUCCAAGAGAAAAGCAUAUGAAAUCCAAUUCAAUUGAUCGUAAAAACAAGAAAUCACGAAGUAGAUUUACUGAGAACUCUUUAAGUCUUGAUGCAUCUGAUUGUGAGUACAAAAACUCAGAGCAUCAAACGCCAAGAAGUCUUAGUUACUCUCUUUCAGCAAGUGACAUUCUACCCAAUUCUCCCGAGAGUGCAACACUUUAUGAUGCAUUUGUUGAUCAAAACAAUACUAAGGUUGAAUUUUACGAAACUGACUUAUUUAACUCAACUACUGAUUUGAAUGAACUUGGCUCAGAUGAAAAUAGUAGAAAUUUCAGCACAUCAAACAUGUUUUUCGAUGAUAAUGAUACUAUGACAACCAACAGUCAACAUAAUGUACAGAAUAGUAAUUUACAAUAUGCAAAUAUGAUAACGAAUGCACCAAUAGUUUUUGCGAAUGAUCUUAAUGAAUCCGAUCCCACAGAUUGUAAAAGUUAUAUAAAUGUUGAUUCAAAUCUUAAUUUUUCAACAACUACCAGCGCUCAACCGUUAUCAAUUAUUCAACAAAAUGAUAACGAUGAAUCAUCAGGUGAACAAAAAUUGGCAAUGUACACAUACAAAUUUGACCAUAAUUAUGGAGAUUUCAAUAUGAUUGACUCAGAGUUUCCUCAAAAUAAUAACUUAACUCAAAGUGAUUGUAAUAAGACAUUAACAACUUCUUAUCAAUUGGAAAAUUGUGAUAUUGGUCCGAUAGACUUUGACAUAAAUAGUAGUCAUCUCGAGUUUAUAUCAGACUGUUCUGAUUUGUUAUCCGAUUUUGGCAUUUCGCAAAACUUUAUAAUAUAAUUAUAAGAAAACAAAUUUACAAAUUAAAAGUAAAAAUCAAAUUAAGAAUUAAACUAAAUAAACAAUCG
Messenger RNA from Chironomus riparius, 1516 nucleotides. The record is from the annotation of a GenBank genome assembly. NCBI's taxonomy places the organism in Eukaryota, Metazoa, Arthropoda, Insecta, Diptera, Chironomidae.